Catharus ustulatus (Swainson's thrush) is the source of this 4417-nucleotide messenger RNA. RefSeq names its product fucosyltransferase 4 (gene FUT4). Gene Ontology annotation, cellular component: membrane. The transcript has a single exon. The coding region runs from base 1 to 1071 and encodes 356 amino acids. NCBI's taxonomy places the organism in Eukaryota, Metazoa, Chordata, Aves, Passeriformes, Turdidae. Gene Ontology annotation, molecular function: alpha-(1->3)-fucosyltransferase activity. The record is from RefSeq and is a predicted model, not a curated record.
AUGGCUGCGGCCCCGCGGCGCUGCCGCGGCUGCUGCUGCUGCUGGCGGCGCUGGCGGCGGCGGCUGCGCUGGCAGCGGUGGGCGCUGGCGGCCGGGCUGCUGGGCGCCGCCGCCGCGCUCGCCCUGUACUCGGCGCUGCCCGAGCCGGCGCGGGCGGACGGCGAGGCGGUGACCGUGCUGCUGUGGUGGGAGCCCUUCGGCCGCCCGCGGCGCUUGCCCGACUGCCGGCGGCGCUACAACAUCAGCGGCUGCCGGCUGAGCGCCGACCGCAGCCGGUUCGGCGAGGCGCAGGCGGUGCUGUUCCACCACCGCGACCUGGCGCGGCACGGCGCCGAGGGGCUGCCCCGAGGGUCCCCGCCGCGGCCCCCGCGCCAGCGCUGGGUGUGGAUGAACUUCGAGUCGCCGUCGCACUCGCCCGGCCUGCGGGGGCUGGGCGGGCUCUUCAACUGGACCAUGUCCUACCGCCGCGACUCCGACGUGUUCGUCCCCUACGGGUACCUCUACGUCCCGCCGGCGCCCCGGCCCUUCGUCCUGCCCCGCAAGACGCGGCUGGUGGCCUGGGUCAUCAGCAACUGGAACGAGGAGCACGCCCGGGUGCGCUACUACCGCCAGCUGAAGGAGCACCUGCCCAUCGACGUGUACGGGGCGCGGGGCAUGGCGCUGGCCGAGGGCGGCCUGGUGGAGACCGUCUCAGCUUACAAGUUCUACCUGGCCUUCGAGAACUCCCAGCACACCGACUACAUCACCGAGAAGCUCUGGAGAAACGCUUUCUCCGCCAGCGCUGUGCCCGUGGUCCUCGGACCCCGCAGGGCCAACUACGAGCGCUUCAUUCCCCCCGAUUCCUUCAUCCACGUCGACGACUUCCCCAGCCCCCGGCUGCUGGCCACCUACCUGAAAUUCCUCGAUAAGAACAAACCCAACUACAGGCGGUACUUUGCCUGGAGGAAGAAGUAUGAAGUCCACGUCACCUCGUUCUGGGACGAGCAUUUCUGCAAGGUCUGUGAGGCUGUUAGGGCAGCUGGGAAUCAAAUCAAGACUGUUGGAAAUCUGGCCAGCUGGUUCGAAAGCUGAUGUUCCUGGUGAGGCUUGCCUGGACAGCCUGGGCCAAGGGCCAAGGUGUUGGGGAGGAUGGGUCUCACAGAGAUCAUUAGCCCAGCUAGUCGGCGUUAGCCACACAGGACUGGCAACAGUUGGAGAAGCAUACAGGUACAGGAAAACAAGCUGUGAAAAACCUACAAAAGGAAGAUUUUUAUUAAAGAGAUAAUUAUGAAGAUACGAAGAGACAUUAUGCCAGACAAUUCCUAAAGAGCAAAGUUAAGUUUCCAAAAGCUGUACAGUUACAGAAGUUUCAAAGUUCUGCACAGCUCAACAUAAAUAUCCGAUGCCAAAUUCCUCAGCUGUACAGCUGAAACCAAUUUUGGCGGCUAUGACAACUUCCUGUACCGUGAAACUUUCCUCUUCUCACAGAGGAUACGUGAUCAGUGCUGGUUUUCUGUAAUGCUAAGACCAAAAUGAAUGUUUUAAACUGUUUUUUUAUGUGUGUGAAAGCUAUUUACAGACAAAUUCAGAGCCGCAAGUGUUGAAUGUACGAAUCUUAUGAUACAGUAGCACCUUUUAGCAAUGCUUGAAAUUCCAGCAGCCCUUUAAUAAUACUUUGAACCAAAUAAUUGUUCCGCUUGGGAAAAAGUGUAUGGAGGGGGCUGAAUCUGAGUGGACAAACAGCUCAGAUGAUGUAAAGUAUUUUUCCUACUACCUACUGAAACCAUAGGCGUAUUUAUCCUGUAUGGAAGUAGAGUAGAACUUCAAGUACAGGAAAACACAGACUGUAGGGAAGAAAGUUGGAACACUUCCACCCUCCCUUUAUUCAGGAAUUAGAAAAUGUUUACAGGUAUCUGCACAUUUUUCUCUGCAAAAUAUUUGCCAUACAGGAAAAUGCAGGGAAAGGCUCAGAAUGGCAGGGGUUUUAUUACUGUAUUGAAUAUAUAUACAGAAAGACUGACUUUUUUCUCAACUCUCAGUAGACAUUGUUGUGUAACAACUCUUUUGAUUUAUGCAUGCAUUUUUAAAAAUUCUGCUGGGGCAUAGACUAGUUAGAAUGCUGUUUUGUUGUUUUUAAAAUAGUAAUUACCAAAAUAUCCCCAAACUCCCAAAUCACUUUCAUUCAAAAAGAAAAUUACUGUAGAAGAUAAGAUCUACACUGCGGUUAAAAUACAGAUUGCGUGAGGAAAGAAUAUAAAAAGGGAAAGAUUUGCUAUUUUCUCUUCCUUUGGUUUUGCAGUCUUUUUCUGGCUCAUUUUUUUAAUCAAUAAAUAGGUUCUUAAGGUAGAACUCCCUUUGCUCAGUGCCUGCCAGGAACAUUUAUAGUAGUUAUUCCCUUUUAGACUCCCACAUUUUGCUGGAGCCAUCCUAGUAGUGGAUGUGUGGUUACUUUUUGGUUACAUGUAAUGUCGCUCAGCCAAAGCCAGAAAGAAACUUCAUUUGCAAUUGCACAUCCUCGCCAAGCUCAGCCUGCCUGUCUUUUGCAGCUAUGAAGUUUGGUGACAAAAAACGACAACCUACAAGAGACCUGCCCAAAUGAAUAAGGUAUUCAUUCUGCUGCUCUUUGAUACGUGGAGUCACUCAGAGACUUCAUUCAGAAUAAAACCAUGGGCACAGAACGGGUGGGAAAAGAAGAAAGUCAGUUGCAAAUAAAAGAUGGGUAUCAGAACAGGCAACCUCAGUGGCAUUUGUGAGUCAUAUUUAGGUUAGGAAAGGAUUAGAUUUGAUUUAAGCAGUAUGGGAUGCUGGAUGAGGGCUUUUAAGAUGCAUGAGCUGGCAGUCUACUGUAAUUUAUUUCUAGUUACAUGUUCUCUAUGAUUAGGUAAGCAUGGUGCCAAGAAUUAUUGAAAAAAAAACUCCCUAAUAAUAAUGAAAUUAAUAAUUUGCACAGUUUUACCAGUUCAGAUCUUGCAGGCUUCUGCAAUUAUUCCCUUCUGCUUUUCUGCGAGGAGGGUUGGCUGAAAGUACUUAAUGAACCUUUUUGUUGUCAGUGCCAGAGUUGCUGUAGAAUAUUUAUUGGGAAGGGAGUGAAAACAAUCUAUGCAAUGUGGGAUAUAGUAGGGAUGAUUCCUAAUGCUGCACAUUCACUUAAAGAGGUAUGAAGUGAUUGUUUGAAGUAAAAGAGUGUUCUUUAUGGCAUGGUCAUCUGUUUCUCGUACUACCCCAAUAAUACUGAGUUUGAUAUUUUUAAAACUCUAAAGUGUGGCAUUAACAGCAAUACCUAAGUGUCAGGAUGAUAGGGUCCCUCUUUUCCUUUGAAUUUAUAAUAUUUUUUUUCUGUUCAGUUUUUAUCAGAGUUCACAUAAUUGUAUACAAAAACCCAAUCUUAAAAGUGAUGAAAUAAUACUUAAGAUUGCACUACUUUUUUCAGUCUUCUGAAACUAGUGCAUUUUUUUCAGUCCUCCUAAUUUUUUUUAGCACUUUGUGAAAGUUUCCAGGCACACAGCUCCUCUGUGUAAUCAUUAGUAUUGCCAUAUGCAGAAGAUCAGGCUGCAGGAGCAUGGGAAUUUCCUGAGAUCACAAAUGUUACUUUUUUUCCUCAGCCUUUCUGAAAAAAGGAGUUGAAAUCUUUGAGGAAGUAUUUUUUGUGAAAUUCAGAAAAGAUCUACAAAGCAAUUAAAGCACCCUUUUUGUAAAGUGAUCAGAAUCGCACAGUGUUUACAAAUUGUGCACUGAGGAUUUUCAAGAACUGUACGAUGAAAACUGCAGAUUUGUAAUAAUUGCAGGGCACUUGCAUUGGGAGAAGAGAAGCCUUUUCUAAUUUCAUUAUUCUUACAUGGAUGUUGCAAAUUUGUGGCUCUCCGUUUGGGAGGCAACUCAGCCCAGGCCUGUAGCUGAAGUCAAUGUUACAGAAUUUCUAUAAAUCUCUGGUUUUUGGUGUCAUCUACACCGCAAGCUAAUAGUGUACUCUUACAGGCUAAGGACCAGCUUUUGUAAUGCACUUUGUAGAGCUCUAGUUCAGUAAUAAAUGUAAAGUUUGCCUGAAUGAACUGGUUUGUACAUUGGGUACCAGACUCUACAAGGUAUUGCAGAUGAUGUAUGCAAUCCAGGUGUAAAAAUUGGGGAAAGCUAUUCUCCAUUUUAAGUAGAAAAGUUUCCUGUAAUACAUUUUGAAAAAGUUUUUAUUCCAUGCCUUAAAAUAUUGGGGUGGAGGGAGAGAAAGGAAUAUCAUUAUCUUGUGGGUUUUAUAAGGUGAAGAAUUACCAUUACUUUUUGAUUAUAAUGUAAAUAGAAUAGAGAAUUGUGUGAUCACUUACAUUGAAUAUUGUAUCUCAGGGAAUUUUAUACUGGAAGGUGUCUUGAUCUCCAUAGAAUGAAGUAACUUUAUAUUAAUUAUAUAGAUUGACACAAUAAAAUUAAAGGAAGUAGUGCAAAACAA